Messenger RNA from Anoplophora glabripennis (Asian longhorned beetle), 834 nucleotides. Its product is annotated as pupal cuticle protein 20-like. Gene Ontology annotation, molecular function: structural constituent of chitin-based larval cuticle. The record is from RefSeq and is a predicted model, not a curated record. Bases 1 to 834 code for a protein of 277 amino acids. Lineage: Eukaryota; Metazoa; Arthropoda; Insecta; Coleoptera; Cerambycidae. Gene Ontology annotation, cellular component: chitin-based extracellular matrix. The transcript is spliced from 2 exons.
AUGAAACAAAUACUUUUAGUAACAGCUCUCUUUGGCUUCGCGGCCUGUGGUCGUCUCGACAGUCAGUACCUUCCGCCAAACCAAAGAGGAUCCUCCGGACAAUACUCCGAGGCAGGUCGGUACCAAGGUCCUUCAGGAGCUGAUCAGUACUCUGCCUCUGGUGCUGUUGGUCACUAUUCCGCACCAGCUGCCAACCAAGUCCCCAUCCUCCGUUUGGACAACAACCCAAACGCUGGAGAUGGUUCCUACAGCUACGCCUACGAAACUGCUGACGGUAUAGCCGCCCAGGAAGAAGGCGCCUUGAGGGGAGACGCUCAACUUGCCCAGGGAAGCUACUCUUACACUUCCCCGGAAGGAGAACAAAUCUCCGUCCAGUAUACAGCAGACGAAAACGGUUUCCAACCACAAGGCUCUCAUAUCCCAGUCCCAUCAGAAGCCAUCCUCAAGUCUAUUGAAUUGAACAAAGCCGCUGAAGCACGCGGAGGAUACCAGGAAGGCCAGUACAAUCAACCUCAGCAGCAAUAUGGUGCCCCAUCCGCUCCCCAACAGCAAUAUGGUGCCCCAUCUAAUCUCCAACAGCAAUAUGGCGCUCCAGCAGCUGCUCAGCAACAGUAUGGCGCUCCAUCCGCUCCUCAACAACAGUAUGGCGCUCCUCAAUUUAGAGCAUCUCCAACUGCCCAAUUCAGAUCAGUUGGAAGUUCCCAAUAUAGAGCACCUGCAGCUUCUCAGUAUAGAGCACCUGGAGCUCCUCAAUUUAGAGCACCUGCCCAAUCCCAGCAGCAAUAUAGAGCUCCAAUUUCCUCCCAAGGAAGUCAAGGAGGUUACAGAUAUUAG